Messenger RNA from Heteronotia binoei (common prickly gecko), 3832 nucleotides. RefSeq names its product SAS-6 centriolar assembly protein (gene SASS6). The record is from RefSeq and is a predicted model, not a curated record. Gene Ontology annotation, cellular component: centrosome; centriole. Lineage: Eukaryota; Metazoa; Chordata; Lepidosauria; Squamata; Gekkonidae. Gene Ontology annotation, biological process: centriole replication. The transcript has 17 exons. Bases 66 to 2012 code for a protein of 648 amino acids.
AGUCGGCUCAGCCCUUCCCUCAUCUUCCCCUCCGCGGGAAUCCGGCGCCAAACUCAAAGUGUAAGAUGGCGUCGGAGAGCCUUUUCAGCCGGUUGGUGCUGGUGCAGGUGAAGGGCCAGGGUUGCGAGGAGAGGCGAAUAAAUGUUCGCGUGAGUGUUGAGCUCCAGUCAACUUCGAAUCCAAUACAUAGAAAGGAUUUGAUUGUACGACUAACUGAGGAUAGUGAUCCCUUUUUUCUAUAUAACCUUGUCAUUUCUGAGGAGGACUUCCAAAGUUUAAAACUUCAGCAGAGUCUGCUGGUAGAUUUUUCUGCUUUUCCUCAGAGGUUUAUAGAUCUUCUUCAGCAGUGUAUAGAAGAACAAAAUAAAGAUAUUCCAAGGUUUCUGCUGCAACUGAUUUCAUCAGGAUCUAGUCUAGAUCAUACUCCUUCAUUUUUAAAUGUGAUAGAGACAAACCCAUUUAAACAUCUUACUCAUUUAUCACUAAAAUUCUUACCGGGAAAUGAUACAGAUAUCAAGAAGUUUUUGGCAACCUGUUUGCAAUGUGUUAAGGAAGAAAAGCUGCUGCUGGCCCAAAAACUUAGGAAGACAGAAGAGGAUCUUACUCGGCAGCUCAGCUAUACCCAGCAGAACUUGUCAGAAAAGAGCAGGGAAUUGGACAAGUUAAAAAAUGAAUGGACUUCAAAUACAGCAUCCUUAACCAACAGACAUACUCAGGAGUUGACUAAUGAGAAAGAGAAGUGUCUACAGAUACAAGCACAGUAUCAACAGCAACAUGAGCAACAGAAGAAAGAACUUGAAAGCUUGCAUCAGAAAACGGUCCAGCAGCUGCAAAACAGGCUGAAGGAGCUGGAGGUUGCCAAUAAGGAUCUAACAGAAAGGAGAUACAAAGGCGAUUCUACUGUCAGAGAACUUAAAGCAAAACUGUCCAGCAUAGAAGAUGAGUGUCAAAGAACAAAGCAGGAAGUUCUCUCACUUCGUCGAGAGAAUGCUACUCUAGAUGCUGAAUGCCAUGAAAAGGAGAAACAAGUUAACCAGCUGCAGACACGAGUGGCUGUUUUGGAGCAGGAGAUCAAAGAUAAGGACCAGCUUGUUAUGAGGACAAAAGAAGUAUUGGAUGCAACUCAUGAGCAAAAGGCAAUUCUAGAAGAAAAUACAGAAAAGAAACAAAUUCAAAUAGGAAAACUAGAGGCAACAUUGAAGUCGUUAUCAGCUGAACUCCUUAAGGCUAAUGAAAUUAUAAAGAAGUUGCAAGGAGAUGUAAAAACUUUAAUGAGUAAAUUGAAGCUGAAAAAUACAGUAACAAUUCAGCAAGAAAAACUCUUGGCUGAAAGAGAAGAAAAACUGCAGAAAGAGCAAAAGGAACUGCAAGAGGCAGAAAAGUCUCUUCGGGAAAAAGAGCAAGAGGUGUGCAAGCUGCAGGAACAAUUGGAAACCACAGUACAGAAGCUGGAAGAAAGCAAGCAUCUUCUUAAAACAAAUGAAAAUGUUAUCACAUGGCUAAACAAGCAGCUGAAUGAAAUUCAGAUGACAAAGAAGCAAGAAGUAUUAGGAACAUCUACGCCUCCUAGUAAUGCUACUACAAGAACUGGCAUUUCACCACAUCAUAUGAUUGACAGCAGAAUCCCUUUUCUGAACUCAGGACUUAGUUAUCCUGUUUCCCCGUUGCUAGCUUUUCAAAGCUUCCCAGAUACAGCAUCUGUCAAAAGUGCCAGUCAGCAAGCUUCUGGAGCAAAGGUUCAUUUCAAUAUGCCUUCAGAAACCAACCAGUGUUCAGAAACACAGCCUGGACUCUCUGUUGUGACUACUCAUUCAACAAAUAAAGAAAAUGGUGAAAAUUUAGGAUUGGAUGCUAAGUAUCUGAAGAAACGGGAAGACAGCAUCCCCUUGCGUGGCCUCAACCAGAACGCAUUUCACAAUGCAGGGCAUGUGAAGUCAUCUGCAUUGAAAAAGACACACAUCCCAUCCAAAUCGACACUACCUUCUAUAGCAUCUGCAUACUUUCCCGGAUAGCAGAUAAACGUACUUAUUAUGGGCAAUAUGUUUACCAGCAGUUGUGGAUUUUAUUGUUAUCAUUUGUAUACUAGGGAACAGCAAAUGAAGUAUCAAUUUCAGGGUCCAUUCUAAUGUGAAAGUUAAUAUUCCUGUUUUUUAAGUAUGUGGACAAUACAAACUUCCCCACAAGGACUUCUAAUGCUUGUAGGCUAAAACUGGUUGUUUACUAAUAGUUCAUGUCAUCAGUACAAAAAAACAUAUUUUGAAUAUCCAUUAUCAAAUGGACACCAGUCAUUUUUUCUAUCCCAAGAUUGAUGCAUCCUUGAUGAUUUUAAAAGAUCUUUCCUUAAGGUAAGUUUAGAAAAACUAGCAAUAUUUCUGUGGGUUUGGGAGAGUGCUGAAAUGCUGCCACUUCAUGGUAAACCUGUGGAAGUCAAACAUUAAUGUGUAGCGGCACUAUUUCCAUAAUCCUUAACCACAAAGAUAUUGUAAAUAUGUCUAGCCUUGUAGGUCUUUCAUAAAUGAAGGUUCCAUUUCUAAGAAGGUCUUUCCUAAAUGAAGGUUCCAUUUCUAAGAAAUCCUUUUAUAUUGGAGGUAAGUAUACAUUGCUUACCAUUUUAGAGGAACAUCCAGUUAAUGUGUGAUUUAACAUUGCAGUGAUAUCAAAAGUCUGAUGUUAGUGGGCACAACUGCUUUUCAGUUCAUCUGACAUCAAAAGAAACAAGUGGAUGCUGGUUCUCAUCAGACUGCGGCAGCAUCUCAUCAGACCUGGGCAUGACAGAAUUGAGGUCUGUCCAUACUGAAUGCAUACUAGAUUUCUUGCCAGUUUUUCUUGGCAUGCUUUGUAUGUGCUGCUGAAUUUAGUUUAGCUUCGUCAUGCAGAACACACAGAUUUUAUAGCAUUUAAUUUUGAAGUGUACACUGAAAUUAAAACUUUUCCCUGUUUGGAAAACUGAAUUAUCCUCUUGUAAUACUGAGGGUAUAUUUAUCAUAUUAUUGAACCAGUCUAUCUGUUCAUGUCAAGCUACACUUCAGCAUUUAAUUGAAAUAACUGGAAAAUGUAAUUCUGCUGCUGCUUUUCAAACACUUUCACUUUAUAACAUUAGAAUUAUAAUAGCUUUAAAAAGUUGUAAAAUAUUUUUAAACCAGUUAAAAGCCAUCGUCAAUCAUGCCACUAUACACUUUGUAAUUUUAUAGAGUGCCUUCCCCCAGAAACAUCCUGUAGACAAGGCCCAUAGAAAUGAACAAGCAUUGAGAACAUGAUUCAGUCAAAAUUAAGUGCUGUUACUGAUUUUAACAGUAAUAGUUUCUGAAACUCACUUAAUUUGCUGUUUAAAAUCAGUAGGAUUUUAAACUUGAGCUGUUUCAAGUGCAGCUGUGUCAUUCUUGGUCUAUGUUCUCACACAAAUUCCAUAUGUUGCACCAGGGUUUGAUCCAACUUAUUCUCCUCCCUGUUCUGUUCAGACAGAUCUGGUAUGAGCACUUAAGAUCUGUCAUAAAGUUAGAUCAAUAUCUUGUUAGCUGUACUUUGAAUUUUAUUUUUAAACCACACCGCAAGCUAGAAGAGGAAUCUAAAAUGUUUAUUUUUUGGUGUUUUGGGUUAGUAAUUGGACUGGACCAAAAUGAUAAUUAAACUUGAUAUAUGUUAUAUUUGUUUUCACAUGUUGAUAACAAAGCUGUGAUUCUGUAAUUUACAAGUGUGUAAAUACAACUAAAAUCAUUUGGAGCUUGAAUCAUUCUUUGCAGUGUAAAAUUUGUACAUUUGUUUAUAAUCAGAAUGCAGUGUUAUCUGUAUAAAUGGUCUCAUUGUAAGUUUUAAAAUAAAUUGCAUUUCCUAA